UUGGCGAUAAGGUGCCAGCAGACAUCCGGCUGACCUCCAUCUGCUCCACCACACUCAGGGUGGACCAGUCCAUUCUGACGGGGGAGUCCGUGUCUGUCCUCAAACACACAGAUCCUGUACCGGACCCCAGGGCUGUCAACCAGGACAAGAAGAACAUGCUGUUCUCGGGUACCAACAUUGCUGCCGGUCGGGCCAUCGGGGUUGCCGUAGCAACAGGGGUGCAAACAGAGAUUGGGAAAAUCCGCGAUGAGAUGGCCUCCACCGACCCUGAAAGAACACCGCUGCAGCAGAAAUUGGAUCAGUUUGGGGAGCAGCUGUCUAAGGUCAUCAGCGUUAUUUGUGUGGCUGUGUGGGCCAUUAAUGUGGGACACUUUAAUGACCCGGUUCAUGGAGGCAGCUGGCUGAGAGGAGCUGUUUAUUACUUCAAGAUCGCCGUUGCUCUGGCUGUGGCUGCUAUUCCAGAAGGCCUCCCAGCUGUCAUCACCACCUGUCUGGCUCUGGGUACUCGAAGAAUGGCCAGGAAGAACGCCAUCGUCCGCAGCCUACCAUCAGUGGAGACCCUGGGAUGCACCUCUGUUAUCUGCUCAGACAAAACAGGAACCCUGACAACAAACCAGAUGUCAGUAUGCAGGAUGUUCGUAGUAGAGAGCGCAUCAGGAGAGCGUUGCUGCCUGAACGAGUUCUCUGUGACUGGAUCUACUUAUGCCCCUGAGGGGGAGGUUUACAAGGAUGGCUCAGUGGUGAAAUGUGGUCAGUACGAUGGCCUGGUGGAGAUGGCCUCCAUCUGUGCUCUAUGCAAUGACUCAUCACUAGACUACAAUGAGACGAAGGGCGUUUACGAGAAGGUUGGCGAAGCGACAGAGACUGCCCUCUGCUGCCUGGUGGAGAAAAUGAACGUGUUUGAUAUGGAUCUGCAGGGAUUGAGCUGUGCUGAGAGAGCUACAGCCUGUUGCUCUAUGAUUAAACAGCUGAUGAAGAAGGAGCUGACUCUAGAGUUUUCCAGAGACAGAAAGUCCAUGUCUGUGUUCUGCUUCCCCAAUAAACUGUCCCCAUCUGCCUCUGGGGCUAAGAUGUUCGUGAAGGGGGCUCCAGAGAGCCUGUUGGAACGCUGCAGUCACAUCCGGGUCAGCGGUUCUGGCCGUGUACCUAUGAGCCCGGCUGUUCGAGAACAGCUCCUGUCUACCAUACGAGAGUGGGGCUCAGGACGAGACAUGCUGCGGUGCCUUGCCAUGGCAACCAGGGACACCCCACCUGAUAUCCAUUCCCUCAACCUGGAGAACUCAGCAGGCUUUGUGGACUACGAGUCGGAUCUGACCUUUGUUGGCUGUGUGGGGAUGCUGGACCCCCCCAGGAAAGAGGUCCUGGGAGCAGUUCAGAUGUGUCGGCGUGCUGGCAUACGGGUCAUCAUGAUCACAGGGGACAACAAGGGGACGGCCCUGUCCAUCUGCAGGAGAGUGGGCAUCAUCACGGAGCAGGAGGAGGAGCGCGAGGUCGGGGGGGCGAUCGGGGGGCUGACAGGCAGGGAGUUUGAUGAGUUGCCCCCUCAUCUGCAGCGCCAGGCCUGCCGGAGCGUUCGCUGCUUUGCCCGCGUGGAACCGGCCCACAAAAGUCGCAUCGUGGAGUAUCUGCAGAGCCUGAGUGACAUCACAGCCAUGACAGGCGAUGGCGUCAACGAUGCUCCCGCCCUGAAGAAGGCAGAGAUCGGCAUCGCCAUGGGCAGCGGCACGGCUGUCGCCAAGUCAGCCUCAGAGAUGAUCCUGGCAGAUGACAACUUCUCCACCAUCGUGGCUGCUGUGGAGGAGGGCAGAGCCAUCUACAACAACAUGAAGCAGUUCAUCCGAUACCUCAUCUCGUCCAACAUCGGGGAGGUGGUCUGCAUUUUCCUGACUGCUGCCCUGGGCAUGCCAGAAGCUCUGAUCCCGGUCCAGCUGCUGUGGGUCAACCUGGUCACUGACGGUUUCCCAGCAACCGCUCUGGGCUUCAACCCUCCAGACUUGGACAUCAUGUCUCGUCCUCCGCGGUCUCCCAAGGAGCCGCUGAUCUCCAGCUGGCUGUUCUGCCGCUACCUCAUCAUCGGGUGUUAUGUUGGAGCAGCCACAGUGGGAGCUGCUGCCUGGUGGUUCAUGGCUGCCCAUGACGGGCCAAAGCUUUCCUUCUAUCAGCUGUCCCAUUAUCUCCAGUGCACUGAGGCCCACCUAGAGUUUGCAGGUGUGCAGUGCUCAGUCUUUGAGUCUCCGUAUCCCAUGACGAUGGCUCUGUCUGUGCUGGUCACCAUAGAAAUGUGCAACGCCUUGAACAGUCUUUCAGAGAACCAGUCUCUGCUAAAGAUGCCUCCGUGGUCAAACCCCUGGCUGGUGGGGGCCAUCUUCCUCUCCAUGUCUCUUCACUUCCUCAUCCUGUAUGUGGAUCCUCUGCCGGUGAUUUUCCAGAUCCGUCCUCUGUCCUGGACUCAGUGGGUGGUGGUCUUGAAGCUGUCGCUGCCCGUCAUCCUGAUGGAUGAGGCUCUCAAGUUUCUGGCCCGGAACUACAUAGAGCCAGGAAGCCAGUCGCUAGAGGAGGAGGAGCUGCAGAGGACGUGGGCCAGCAUGGGACUGGUGGCCUCCAGCGUGUCCAGGCUCCGUCAGGCGCUGAGGGGCCUGUCCUGGGCGUUCAUCCUGAUUUCUGCACCGCUGCUGAUCUGGAUCUUCAGCCUGGACUCCGACAUCACCAACAUCUUCUGGGAGUGAGAUGGGAGGAUGGGAGGUGGCCUCCUGACUCACAGGAGAUCAAGAAGGGGGGGGGGGUUAGUCACAUGGAACACAGAAUAGUCAGUCCACACGUUUCCCUUAAGAAUAAGAAGUGUUUUUCUUGUCCUGUGUUGCUGCUGCAGCCUUAUAGUCUAUAGAGAGGACAGGGAGAGGCGGUCCUCCAGGGACAUGCAGCCUGUUCUGGAAGCAGCUGAGUCUUUAAGGCUUCUCUGAGUCUGAAGGAUCCAGACUGCAGCAGGUUUCUCUUCUUUUUAGAUGUUGAUGAGACCCCAUCAUGUUACCAUGGCUGCGUUUCAGAACCUCCUCGUAUUCUGGUGCUGAGUGGCGUUGAAAUGUUUGCCUAUUGGCCUUCAGACUCAGAGAAGUCAAAGCUUUUUCACUGCAAAGAUUGAAAUCUAAGCAAGUCCAUUUUUCUUAAAAUAAGAGCAUUUUCUUCUUGAAUUAAGCAGUUAAGUGAUACACUUUGCCAAUGGAAUAUGACAAUUCACAUUAAAAAAACAAACAACUGCAGUCUCUUAUUUCAAGUGCAUUUUAUCUAACGAUCUUAUUUUAUAAUUAUUUUGAGAGUAAACACACUCAUUAAGGGUAAAAACACUAAAUUAAGCAAUUGCUUGACUCAUUUUUAGUUUUUUUUUGUAGUGUUGUUGAGGAAAUUUAGGGAAACCCAUGAUGGUUUCAGUCAUAUGGAGGAUUAAAUGCUACACUGGAAAAAAGAUUCAUUUUUUCAUAAAAUAAGUCAAUUUGUUCUUGAAUUGAGGAGGUAAGUGAGACACUUUGCCAAUGGAACAAGACUAUUUAUAUUUAAAUAA
Molecule: messenger RNA, 3556 nt
Organism: Cyprinodon variegatus (sheepshead minnow)
Lineage: Eukaryota; Metazoa; Chordata; Actinopteri; Cyprinodontiformes; Cyprinodontidae
Product: sarcoplasmic/endoplasmic reticulum calcium ATPase 2-like
Exons: 18
Biological process (GO): intracellular calcium ion homeostasis; calcium ion transmembrane transport
Cellular component (GO): membrane
Molecular function (GO): ATP binding; P-type calcium transporter activity; ATP hydrolysis activity
Source: RefSeq, a predicted model, not a curated record